AUGAUCCGUACCCUUGUUCAGCUGUUUACGAGUCGCGCAGAGCUUCUGGAUAAGGGAGAAACGACGGCGGAGCACGCUAACCACCAACGUGAAGAAGCGGAGAAAGUAGACACGGAUAAGAAAAAUACACACCCGAGGGAAGGAGGCUUGUUUCGCGGCACAUUCAGUAAAGCGAGAGCACCACCUCCACAACCGAUCGUCGACCUGGAAGAUAACGUUGUUCGAUGUCCGCACUGUUCGUGGGAACUCGAAGAGGGGACCGACUGCACGCAAUGUGGAUAUCAACAGGACAUGGACUCCUUCACAGGAGAGUCGGAUUAUAUGGACGAAGACGAUAUGCUGUCUGAAAUGACGGAUUACAUGGAUGAUGAAUAUGAGGACGCCUUUGGGGACGUCGAUGUGGACGACUUUUGGGGUGAUCUGCCCGACGCAUUCCCUGUCGAGUUGGCGUCCCUUUGGGGUGUCCAUGGUAUCCAUCGCCAUAACGGCUAUCCGUCCAGGCCACAGUUGCCAUACGCUCAUGCAGGUUAUGAUGACUGGCCUUCACUGCGGGCUGCAAUGCAUGAUAGCUUGGAUGAGGAAGAGGAGGAAGGUGAGGAUGAGGACGAAGACGAUGGAGAGAUGGACUCUUUUAUUGACGACGAUUCGCAUCUUGGCGAGGGCGAUUACUCUGAAUCGGACCGAUCUACAGUUGUUGGGGCCCACGAAUACAGUAUGCCCGACCAUAGUGACGAUCACGCCGCAGCUCCUUACCCACCAUCAAUUUCCGAUUCCUACAUCAGUUCCGAAAUUACGGCAACUGAUGGGGAGGGGGUAGACGAGGACGAGGACGAGGACGAAGAUCCAGACGACGAUAGCGACGAGGAUGGCGAUGAUGAUGAUGACGACGACGAGCCAGUACGCCCAGCGGUGGGUGGCAAUCGGCGUCGUCGAUUACCGUCGUAUCAAGUGGUCUCCAGCUCUCCGGCAUUCGAUACUUUGCCAUCCAGAAAUGCAUCCUUUUCUCUCUCACAUUCAGCAUCGUCUCGCCUGGAUAGACGCCCACAACAGACGCCUUCCGCGGGCACGUCUGUAUCAACUGCGAUACAUGUCGAUGAUGAGUCCGACGAAGGACCUAUCGGCCCUGUGAGAAGAACAAGGGAGAGAGGAAAUUGCCGGCGAAGAAUCUACUAA
This is a messenger RNA of Aspergillus terreus NIH2624, 1173 nucleotides long. RefSeq lists its product as uncharacterized. Lineage: Eukaryota; Fungi; Ascomycota; Eurotiomycetes; Eurotiales; Aspergillaceae. The record is from RefSeq and is a predicted model, not a curated record. The coding region runs from base 1 to 1173 and encodes 390 amino acids. The transcript has 2 exons.